AUGAAUGACGAACAAGGCCAGCGCAUCAUUCAGAGGCUUGACCCCUCGAAAGAUAACCGCAUCCAGAACUUUGGAGGAGUCAUGUUCUGGGGUACGAAUAUCGAGUCGGGCCCCAGAAAACCGAACCAUCCCACGUUUUGUGACAAGUUCCCUCACAAGACAAAUACCGGAAGGUUUGUUUGGGAAUGCGGCUGGCAUGACUCCGAUAAGGCGGUGGACAACAUCAUCGUGAACUACUUCCUGAUGAUGCAGAACGGGGUCCUCUGGUCGCAUGUUGAGGGUGCACCGAAUGAGUACAUGUGUCGCGCAUGCGUCAACGACAAGCCGGAAAGUUUCAAUACGUAUGAUUUGGAUGACUUUGAUGCUCAUUUCUCUAAGAAACAUGUUGUCGAGCCCAAAAGUCUGGAUGAUUCUAUCAAGAGUUCGUAUGGGCAGUAUUUAGGACCACGUCCGGGCUAUAACCAUUACCCUUGA
Fusarium odoratissimum NRRL 54006 is the source of this 474-nucleotide messenger RNA. RefSeq lists its product as uncharacterized. The record is from RefSeq and is a predicted model, not a curated record. The transcript is spliced from 2 exons. Lineage: Eukaryota; Fungi; Ascomycota; Sordariomycetes; Hypocreales; Nectriaceae. Bases 1 to 474 code for a protein of 157 amino acids.